AUGAAUGGUACGCUAGUGGAUCGGAGCAAUCACUUACGACAAGAUGGCGGCUUCUGCUUCGAGAUCCCGCCCUGGCAGCACCAGCCGGUGGAAGUGGACGAGCACCUUAACAAAUUGAAAGAUAUCUGGGGCAAUAGCACGGACAGGCGACAGUUUCGGAAGCCACGCCUGGCUUUAGUUAACAGGCGAGUUGAAAUCAACCGGUACAUGGCCACAGUUAUAGCACCAUUCUUGGAUACAUAUCACAGAAACAUACAAAGCGCCUAUCAGCAGCUGACCAAUAAGAUUUUGAAGCGGAUUAAAGAGGAAAUUAAAGCGGCCUUGAUGAAGAAACAGAAGAUUUAUUCUGAGUUGAUAGAACUGGCGGAUUCAUUGAAUGUACCUGCUAUGUGUGACGAAGAACGUCGCGCAGCUAGAACCCUCGCGAGCAAGCAUGUAGCAAUGACUUAUCAAUGUACGGAGGACGCGAGAGCAUCCAUUGCAAAGAUGGGCAAAUACGCUGAGGAGAUGAUCAGCAUCACGAGAAACCACAUGCAGAAUGCAGUUGCUGACGCAACGAAGAACUUGGAUAAGAAUGUACCGAAAGCGAACAUAACGACGUGUCUUCGCAAUAUUUCACGCGCAGCGGCCUCUCUCGGCUACGAGCUGGAUUUGAGCCUCACGAACGCGCGUCGGCACAACGGCCAGUCCUGUGAGAAAUUGGCUAAUUGCUGCUCCAGGGUUCGACGGAGUACAGACGAUGACGUCACAGCAUUGAAGGAAUAUUUCUAUCAAUGCGUUUAUGCUUGA
This is a messenger RNA of Leptosia nina, 789 nucleotides long. Lineage: Eukaryota; Metazoa; Arthropoda; Insecta; Lepidoptera; Pieridae. The record is from the annotation of a GenBank genome assembly.